Molecule: messenger RNA, 498 nt
Organism: Penicillium brasilianum
Lineage: Eukaryota; Fungi; Ascomycota; Eurotiomycetes; Eurotiales; Aspergillaceae
Source: the annotation of a GenBank genome assembly
AUGUCCGUCGCAGCCGAAUUCGAAGCUGCUAACGCUAAAUAUGCAUCCACUUUUACUAAAGGGGAUCUGGCACUGCCACCGCAGAGAAAGGUUGCUAUAGUGGCUUGCAUGGAUGCGCGCCUUGACACUGCCCGAGCCCUCGGCCUGGAAGAGGGCGAUUCCCAUGUUAUUCGCAAUGCAGGCGGUCGAGCCAGCGAUGCACUUCGUAGCAUCGUAAUCUCUCAGCAACUCCUCGGUACUCGAGAGAUUGUUAUCGUGCAUCAUACUGAUUGCGGUAUGCUCACCUUCACCGAUGAGGUGAUCCGGGGCAAAAUUCGGUCGGAGCUCAAGCAGGAUGCGGAUCAUAUUGCGUUCUUGCCUUUUGGCGAUUUGGAGCAGAGUGUGCUUGACGAUAUUCGGGUUCUUAAGGAGAGUCCUCUUGUGCUGGACGUGCCGAUCACGGGCUAUAUAUACGAAGUUGAGUCGGGGAAGAUUGUUAAGGUUGGUAGUAGUCAGUGA